AUGUCUGGGUUGCUAAAUUCCAUCCAUCUCUCACUCAGCUACACUGUUUUAUAUGCUCCUAAUGAUGCUACUAUCUGGGCCGAUCUCAAAGAGCAUUUUUCUACGGCAAAUGGUCCUCGUAUUUAUGAUCUUGAAAGGCCUAUUGCAACCAUCAGGCAACAAGAUUAUUUUAUUCUACAUUAUCAUAACAUCUUAUGUGCACUAUGGGAUGACUUGACUCUGCUUGAUCCUCCACCAGUAUGCACAUGCUCAGCGCGGACUGCAUAUGCUUCUCAAAUGGAGCGGCGCCGUUUAUUCCAAUUUUUGAUGGGUUUACGCGAAACAUAUACCCAAACACGCAGCAAUCUCCUUCUCAAAACUACCAUGCCAACUGUUAAAGCAGCUUAUAGUUUACUACUCCAGGAUGAGACACAACGGACAAUUUAUCAAUCUGACUCUCCAGCAAAUUCUGUAGCUUUGCAAACUAAUGCACAUGGUAAGUCUUCUUUGUCUAGUAAUGUUCCUUGGUCCUCUGUUGUUCCACCAACAGUUGACACAUCAAUAUUGGGUAAACACCCACACCACCUUUACAAACUACUGGCCAAACUAAUGAGAUGA
Messenger RNA from Ipomoea nil (Japanese morning glory), 597 nucleotides. RefSeq lists its product as uncharacterized. NCBI's taxonomy places the organism in Eukaryota, Viridiplantae, Streptophyta, Magnoliopsida, Solanales, Convolvulaceae. The coding region runs from base 1 to 597 and encodes 198 amino acids. The transcript has a single exon. The record is from RefSeq and is a predicted model, not a curated record.